This is a messenger RNA of Dicentrarchus labrax (European seabass), 5766 nucleotides long. RefSeq names its product fibromodulin b (gene fmodb). The record is from RefSeq and is a predicted model, not a curated record. NCBI's taxonomy places the organism in Eukaryota, Metazoa, Chordata, Actinopteri, Moronidae. The transcript is spliced from 3 exons. Gene Ontology annotation, molecular function: protein binding. The coding region runs from base 2384 to 3424 and encodes 346 amino acids.
UGGCACGUCAACACAAAUCACAUUUGCAUUACUUGCCUUUAGCACCACUGUAUUUUGUCACACAGGUCUCUUUCAUCUAUCAAUUGCGCUUUUUCCUCUGAAGAGAAAGAAUGUAGUGAGGCUUCAGAAAAACAGCAGUUUGCAAAAUGCUUAUUGAUGAAAUUAGCUAAUGUGCUAAUUUCCUAGUUGUGACUCUGUAUUCAGGAUGUAAUUUUGCCUCAGUACAAUGUAAUGUUCCCUUUAAUGUCUGUUACAUUUUUACCUGAAGAUGGAAAUCAUAUGUGGAGGCACAAAUAGCGAAAGUUACAAAAUUAAAUAAAAAAAUACUUAAAAGAACUUAAGGGGAGCUCCAACAAUCCUCAAAGUGAGACCUGCAAAUUGGGUGGCAACCUUUUUAAUGCAGGAAAUGUUAGCUAAAGACUAAACGUCACGCAUUCAAGAAUCGUUAAAGAUUUUAGCAUCAUAGCAUUUAGUAUAGCAUUAACCUAAAGAGAUAAUAACUGGAAUAUUUAGUGGUAUCCUGUCAUGAACUGAAGAGAUUUAACCCUGGGAACAUAAAUGUCUCCCAAAGUCCAUGGCAAUCUAUCCAAUAGUUUGUCAAGAAUUAACUAAAACCAUAUGGCUAAAAAACUCAAGAGAAAUGACCAGCAGCACUUUGACUAAAUUACAUUAUGCACCAGUAUAGCUCAUUAGAUUGGAUACAUGCACAUGCUACUCUGAUCUUCUCCUUUCCAAAGAAUUCCCAUGCAUAAAAUACACAAAUGUGUUUUAAAUUAGCAUCUUUCUUUCAUUACAGUCAACCCCAUGUGUUGUUUCUAGUGAAAUCCAAGAAAUAGGUUACGUCUUACGUCUAUACCAUAAGGUGCAGCUCACAGCAGAACGCCUCCAGGCUGAACGUUUAUUGUUUGUUUCCAUGUAAUUUGGACUAUUUAGCCUUUUAGGUUUUCAGCUGUAGUUGGAUCCUUGAAUUAAUGACACCCACACAGAAUGUUUUAGAUUAAACAUGAUGGUCUAAUUACAGAUCAUAUUUUCAGCUGUUGCAUCCUGUUUUAAUUCAGACUUUCUUUGUGCUGCGUUCAGAGACACACACACACACACAAAACAAAGCUGUCUUGGCAAACACAAAAUAUUAAUGUCUUUUGUAUUAAAUACUAGGAGAUUUGAUCACAACUGAAUAAUAAAUCCAACAUCAAAGUUUUCAAAGGGACAUAGUUUUCCGGGAAACCUUUUAAUUUCCCCCACCAAUUACAGUUCCUUUGGAUUAUUUUGGGAUGAAGGAUUUCCCCCUAUAAGUAAUGAUGACAGCAGGGUUAUAACAGAAUAAUAGGCAUCACUUCUUACACAUAGGAUAAUGUAACAUCACUUGGAAAAAAAAAUAGUAUUUACUGUUACAUAUUUGGUUUAAGUUUUCGACUAAAAAUUGUUUUUGGCCAAAGAAUGUUGUGUUGUGACUAAAAAUCUGCCAAGUCCUUUGUGCAAAAGAUUCCCAUCUGUGUAUCCUCAGGUUCCCUCUCCACUAAAAUGGGAUGUAAUUGUUUGGUUAUUAAGGUCUUUUACUUGCUGAACAACUUCCAUUUUCAAAUCAGCACGUUGUCUUUUACUUCCUCAGAGGGGCAAGGGGAACAGAUUUGGAGGAAAAAACUGUAAUUCUUAAAACUCUGUCUUCAAUUUCCCUGCUCCAAUGGAGGACAUAAAUGGCAAGGCCCAUUCUGAGACAAUCUGCAAGAUGAUAAUGGUGUUCCUCUGUCUGCAGGCGCCAGUACAAAAACACAUGUUAACUUUCCCUGCAGUUUGAACACUGUAAUUGACAAAAGUAGUGAGUACGUGAAGCAGGCAUGAAGAAAGAAAGACCUUUUUUUUUUUUUAUUGGACUGUGGACAAAUAACAGGUUAUGACAUACUUUGUACAUGUUGAAACAUACAGGGUGCAAUAGUCACACAACUUUAACAAAGCUGCAUUGUUUUAUUUAAGAACAAACACGACCAGUGUCUCGUUUGGUUCGUUAAAUUUCUUUACUGUAACCCCCCACCCUCUCUAUAACCUUCACUCCACAACAGUAAACAUCAAGCCAGACCUUUGAGUGGCUGUGCUAAUGAUAAGGCAUGACACAGUAAGGGAAAACAAGGUUGUUAAAAAGCAGAUGUCUGUACCAGUUCACAGAUGGGAUUGAUAUUGACAUGGCUGGAGGUGAUAUGUUAUAGGUUCUACAUGCAAGUGAAAAAAUGCACGUGUUCUAAUGAGACAGGGUGGCUAGGACUGCAGCUGCGUAGAGAGGGGGGGGGAUAUUUACUCUAUACCAACAACAUAUUCCACUCAGUCUGAGAAAGACACAAGCGACGUGAGCAAGGGAGGAGGCAUCGUCUCUGAUCAUCCAACUGUGAUCAUGCGGACAGUGGUGCUCCUCCUCAUAAUGGGACUGGUGGAUUUGAGCAUCGGCCAGCAUUACAGCCAGUGGCAGUGGUUGUCCCAUCUGCGAGGGCGGCGGCGACAUGCCGGCUGGCGGGCCGAGGAUGAGGACUGCCCCCUGGAGUGCGACUGCCCUUCAGCCUACCCCACAGCUAUGUACUGUCACAGCCGCCACCUUCAACAUGUUCCCUACGUCCCAUCACACAUUAAGUAUGUCUACCUGCAGCGUAACCAGAUCACAGGCAUCCAGGAUGGAGUGUUUGACAACGCUACUAACUUGGUCUGGGUUGUACUCUUUCACAACCAGCUCAACUCAGAAAAGAUCGGCAAGAACGUAUUCAGCAAGCUCAAGCACCUUGACCGGCUCCUCUUGGAUCACAAUGAGCUUACACGUGUGCCUCCCAACUUGCCCAAGGCUAUCACGGACCUGCGACUCGGGCACAAUAAGAUCUCAACAAUCCCCUCCAGCUCAUUCGAGGGAAUGGCCAACCUCACAACCCUUCAUCUCCAAGCAAAUGUUAUAGAGGACGUUGGAGGUGUGUUCAAGGGACUGAAGUCUCUGACCAUGCUGGACAUGAGGAAAAACAGGCUGAGGAAAAUCCCUGACAACCUCCCUAAGCAGCUGCAGCAGCUCUACUUGGAGUUUAAUAACGUAGAGAGUGUGCCGGCGGGCUUUCUCACUAUGUAUCCCAAACUGCAGUUUGUCCGGUUGGCUCAUAACAAGCUGACAGAUAAAGGUCUUUCCUCCAAUGUCUUCAAUAUCAGCACGCUGGUUGAACUUGACCUUUCUUUCAAUAAACUGGAGAAAAUCCCUGUUGUCAGUAGGAACCUGGAGAACCUUUAUUUACAAGCCAAUAAGAUCAAAGAGUUCUCCCUGAGCAGUUUCUGCACUACAAUCGACAUGACAAACUUCUCCAAGCUGAGAAUGCUGCGUUUGGAUGCCAAUGAGAUCAGUGCCAAAGACAUUCCUGCUGAAGCUGCCUACUGUUUGCGGCAUGUUGCCUUUAUUGAUGUGUAGCGCUUCCUGAUGUCUCGUCCUGAUUUUUCUCAACUCAUUCAGGGUAUAGCUGCACACUCCCAACCUUUUGUUCCCUGUCACUAUAUUUACAUUUUAUUCUUCACAGUCCACUCUAUCAAAACGUUUUCAAGAUAUUGAAUUGUUAAACUGUUAUUAAAGCUGCGAUUGUUAUUCCAAAUGAUUAAACAGUUCCAGUAUUAGUCAACAGGAAAUUCCACAGUUGUAUAAUCACGUAUCCAGAUGACAGGCAUAUGGAUCACAGAGAGCAAUAAGAAAAGUCCAGAUGACUGACAUCCUUUCAACAAACUAAUUCAAUUAUCAGUUCCAGUAUUCUGGCCAAAAUAAUAAUCUUAAGUAUAACUAGGUUGUAGCUGAGGACAGCAAGUUCUGCUUGUGUCAUGUCUGGCAAAGUAUAACCUGUAUAAAACUGCCAAUCAUCAGCGUGUCACUUGGAUCUUUGCCUCCACCAUGUGGCACAAGGUGAUAAAACAGCAAGUUUAGCUGCAAUGAGACUUAUUAUUAUUAUUUGGCAAAGUGCACUUUAACAUAUCAGUGAUAGGCAUUCAAUAAUGAAAUUGCCCAUUUGAUUGUACUGGCUGUUACAUAUAUUCAAAAUAUGUUUACUUAAAGACUAUUAGACUAAUUAUAAUUUUUCUAUCAACAUUUAAAGUUGUGUUAUCAAGUGUUUUUGAUUAUAUCGAAUGAAAAGCAUGUAUUCCUCCUCAAAUGAGCCUCUGAAUUAUCCAAAGAUAAUCAUAUAUUAGUUUCAUAACUGUAUCUUUUUUUAAUCAGUAGCAGUGUUUUAAAAAGUGUUUAAAGCUGCAGUAGGUAACUUUAGAAAAAAUCAUAUUUACUGAAACUUUAAUUAUAACCUGAUUGUUACAUUAAACAUAUAAUCUGUGGAAGAAAUCAGGUUCAUCAGUGCUGCUAAUGGCAUUUGCAAAAAUCUUGCGUGGCUGGACAAAAAGACCCAAAGCAUCUACAAUUGAUGACCUGGGAAUGAGACUCAACAAUCAACUACCUUUCUCAGGUUUGAUUGGUUGUCUUUGUCCAGGUGCAGUGGAUUCUUGAAAUAGCUUGUUUGCGGCUUUACCUCGCAGAACACGGGAGUUGCCGGUCCACCGCUGCCUCAAUCGGUAAGGGCUGGCUGAUGGCAACAAAUAGUGGGGAAAAUAUUCUAAAUAUAAUGUACACUUAAACUGAUAUAGAAUUCUUAAUAUAGGCUGUGUUUUGCUGCUGUCACCAUCCAUAUCAGUACUUGUAAGUUGUUUUUCCGGCAAAUUUCAGUCAGUUUAGUUCCUGCUUAUGAACAACAACUUUUUGUACUCGAUAAAAGCUCCUUGUGGUUUCUCGGUUUGACUGAUGUGAGCAACCAUAAAUGGCGCAAAACAGGAAUUGUGAGUUUCUGAUAGUGCUUCCAAUGUAGAAAAUAACUUCCUGCCCUCCAUCUACAGUUUGUGCCACAGGAACGCAGUGAUGUGCAAAGAAGCUAUUAGCACUAGGAGGAGCCAGAGAAACUAUCUAUCUACUGACAGGAUAUAAUGAAAAUUUCAGCAAAUAUGACAAAAAGUUAUUUUUUAUCAAAGUUACCUACUGUAGCUUUAAACACACUUUGAUUUUUUUUAGGGUGUAAUUUCUGAGCCAAUGUGUAUUUCACUGUAUAUCACAGAUGGAUGUGUACUUGACACACGUAGUCAGUAAGCUAAUAUCUGGAUUUAUAACUGUUUGUUUCCACUUAGCUGGACAGCUACGAAUUAUACGUCAUUGUGUAAAAUGAAUCUUUUUAUCUAGGAAUCCACUACUUUGUAUCUGUUAUUACAUCUAAGGGAAAAAAAGUGUUUCCAGAGUUAUUUGUCCCCUUAAAUGUUGACAGCGAUGUAUUUUUAGCAACAACAACAUGUUCUGUUUCCUCUCAUUUGAAGGUAAAAGAGGCAAAGAGGUUGGGAGAGAGAAAAAGGGCGGCAGCUCUCUUGACAAUUCUAACUGGUCUUAGGCAGUUCCCACAUAUUUAUUGUUGAAGACAACUUGCCUUUUCAUCUUCCACAGCUGCCUUUAAUCCUCUGCAGAAAGGCACUAAAUUGAAUUAUAGGAAUACUUUCCUUGUUUUGUAAUGGAGCAAUGUCUUGGGAUGAAGGAUGGAUUACUGCCAGCGCAACAGUGGUUUGCACACUGAUAAGCGGUAGCCUGUGAAAUUAAGUGUGUUAUAGAUCAUGUUAUAUUACAGGCUGCGCAUGGUUAUGCAGAGGCUGUGGGGAAGGGCUGUGUGUUUUUUUUUUUUUAUUCCUCUGCUUCCUACACAGACUUUUCAAAAACAAAAUAAAGGCCAGCACACAUGCACAUGA